CACAAAGCUCCGCAGCUCACCACCAACGUCAGUUGCCCUCAGAUUAAACGACUGCUACACAACCGUCCACGAUAUCUUGACUUCAUUGCAGACAUUCAGCGUCCUCUCAUUCAUUCCCUGUAGCCAUGGCGGACCGGGAAGCAAGAUUCAAUCAGGGUGUCCUGAUCGACACUACCCCGAUGCCCGACCAUAUUCCCAAAGUCAAGGAGAUCGGAGCCAGUUCCGCCCCGUUGAUGAGCGCGUCUUAUUUCAUCGGUGCCCGGUGUCGAGCAUACAACGACGACUACAUGCAGUGCAAAAAAGAGUCUUAUGGACGAGGAGAACUCGACUGUUUGAAAGAAGGUCGAAAGGUCACACGGUGUGCGGCGAGUGUGUUAGAAGACAUCAACAAGAGUUGUCUAGCAGAGUUUCGACGGCACUGGGAAUGCCUUGAGAACAACAACCAUCAAUUAUGGCAAUGUCGACGGGCGGAGAGAGUUUUGAACAAAUGUGUAUUUGAGAAGAUUGGCCUGGAGAAGACGAUCCCAGAUACACCGAAAGGCCAAACCCCGGUCCAUUUACGUGACUAUCAAAUAUUUGCGAGGAACCCCAAGGUUGCAUGAUGAUAGCAUGCGGGACGCGUGAAGCUAAAGCGCCCUAGAGAGCAGACGAGUGACAUAAAGCUUCACCAGCAGCAAAAGCAGCCGCCACUAUGACCUCUGUAUCUUCGAUCGUCAGGUGUCUUUCAGGCGAAUAUGGCGAAACUCAAGGGGCGGCCAGAAAAACAUUGUACAUAUAUUCCAACACGCCCCUUAUCAGCGAGACGAUAGAAGGUCGAUGUGUUGGAAGUGAAUCUGUGGCAGGCCAAAAUCUUUGCUAUGAGCAUAAGCUUCCCCCAUAGAAUCUAGCAUUGGCUCUCUGCAAUGGGACAAUCUGUAGGCAAAGGAAUGAUACCAGCAAUCACCACACAGCAGAUGAUGGGGGACAGGAGUGACAACUAACGUUGAAAACUAUCAAACCGUAGGUAGGUAGUUUAGGCGUGACACCCUCCAGAACCUCGUUCCAU
This is a messenger RNA of Exophiala mesophila, 1045 nucleotides long. Its product is annotated as NADH-ubiquinone oxidoreductase 20.8 kDa subunit. The record is from RefSeq and is a predicted model, not a curated record. The coding region runs from base 126 to 602 and encodes 158 amino acids. Gene Ontology annotation, biological process: mitochondrial electron transport, NADH to ubiquinone. Lineage: Eukaryota; Fungi; Ascomycota; Eurotiomycetes; Chaetothyriales; Herpotrichiellaceae. The transcript is spliced from 4 exons.